Manis pentadactyla (Chinese pangolin) is the source of this 4597-nucleotide messenger RNA. RefSeq names its product HECT domain E3 ubiquitin protein ligase 3 (gene HECTD3). The record is from RefSeq and is a predicted model, not a curated record. Gene Ontology annotation, molecular function: ubiquitin-protein transferase activity. Lineage: Eukaryota; Metazoa; Chordata; Mammalia; Pholidota; Manidae. Bases 1129 to 3702 code for a protein of 857 amino acids. The transcript has 21 exons.
AUGUAAUGGAAUAUUAUUGAGCCAUAAAAAGAAAUUAAGUUCUGAUAGAUGCUACAUUAUGCUGAGUGAAAUAAGACACAAAAAGAUGAACAUUGUUAUGGUUCCACUUACAUGAAAUAUCUGAAUAGGAAAAUUCAUGGACACAGAAAGUAGAUUAGAGUUUACCAGAGGCUGGAGAGAGAGGCAAUGAGGAGUUACUGCUUGAAAGGUACAGAGUUUCUGUUUGGGAUGAUGAAAAGUUUUGGGCAUAGAUAAUCGUACACUUUAAAAAUGAGUAAAACAGCAAAUUUUGUUGUAUCUAUUUUGCUAUUUUACUACAAUUUUUUAAAAUUAAUGUAACAUGUCAAAACCCAUUGAAUUAUACACUUCAAAUGGGUGAAUUGCAUGGUAUAUGAAUAUGUCAAAACUGUUUUUAAAAACAAGGGGGUAUGAACAGUUUCCUUUUCCUCCAUGAGUGUAUGUACUUCACCAACAGCUCCUGUCCAUCUUUGCUUCCUCCUUUCCCACGUCCGCCUUCCCUCUCAUCUGGUUCAGAAUUCCUGGGAGAAGCUGGGUAAUGAUCAUCAGUGUCCUGGAAUUAGGACUAACCACCAUUCAAGACUGAAUGACUCAAGACUUCUGUCAGUGGCAGGGCUGGGUAGAUUAUUCUCUCAAACAUUUUAGUCACCUGUCCCUAGGAUGGGGAGCCCGAGAAGACUGUCUAGUAGAUUUUUAAAGAUUCUUCGGGUUGUAAUAUGACUCUUUGUGGGUGGAGAGGCUAAACUGGAGGCCAGAGGACCAGAAAAAUGGCUGUUGCAAUGAUUCAGGCUAGAUGGGACGGUAGCUUGAAUGAAGGUAGCAGUAGUAGGAAUAAAAUGGUAGUAGCAAAGGGGAUGGAGAAGGGAAGAUUGAUAAAGUAGAAACUACUAAACUUGGGCCUGGUUGGCUGAGUGGAAGGCACAGAGGAAGGUAAUGGUUUGAGUAUCCGAGUACAUGGGGCAAUACGGCAGGAGCGCACUGUGCGCUUAGUCCAGAACUUACGGCGGGGGCGGGCCGAAGGCGGCAGAGCUUGGUGGGAAGCUCAAGCAGCCUUUGCGGCCGUUGCUGCUGAAAAGGGCCCUUCUCUGGGCUUCCCCCUGUCGCUUAGCCAUGGCGGGCCCGGGCCCGGGGGCAGCACUGGAGUCCCCACGGCAGCUGCUGGGCCGUGUGCGCUUCCUGGCGGAGGCAGCGCAGAACCUCCGCGCCGGACAGCCACUGCCAGCGGCGCUGGCUUUCGUGCCGCGCGAGGUGCUCUACAAGCUUUACAAAGACCCGGCAGGGCCGUCGCGAGUGCUGCUGCCGGUGUGGGAGGCGGAGGGCCUGGGGCUGCGUGUGGGAGCCGCGGGUCCGGCCCCCGGGCCCCUCCGCGCUGCCCGCGACAGCAUCGAGCUCCGGCGCGGCGCCUGCGUGCGCACCACAGGCGAGGAGCUAUGCAAUGGCCACGGGCUCUGGGUGAAGCUGACCAAGGAGCAGCUGUCGGAACACCUGGGCGACUGCGGGCUGCUAGAAGGAUGGUUGCUAGUGUGCCGCCCCGCGGAAGGCGGAGCCCGCCUCGUGCCCAUCGACACCCCCGACCACCUCCUGCGGCAGCAGCAGCUCUUCGGCGUGGACUUCCGCCCGGUGCUCAGAUGGGAACAGGUGGUGGACCUGACAUAUUCGUAUCGCCUUGGAUCGAGGCCUCAGCCAGCCGAGGCAUACACGGAAGCUGUACAGAGGCUACUCUAUGUGCCCCCGACGUGGACCUACGAGUGCGACGAGGACCUGAUCCACUUCUUGUAUGACCACCUGGGCAAGGAGGAUGAGAACCUGGGUAGCGUGAAGCAGUAUGUGGAGAGCAUAGACGUUUCCUCCUACACGGAGGAGUUCAAUGUGUCCUGCCUGACAGACAGCAAUGCAGACACCUACUGGGAAAGCGAUGGGUCCCAGUGCCAGCACUGGGUACGGCUUACCAUGAAAAAGGGCACCAUUGUCAAGAAGCUGCUGCUCACAGUGGAUACCACAGAUGACAACUUUAUGCCUAAGCGGGUGGUGGUCUAUGGGGGCGAAGGGGACAACCUGAAGAAGCUGAGUGACGUGAGCAUUGACGAGACCCUGAUCGGGGAUGUCUGUGUCCUGGAGGACAUGACUGUCCACCUCCCAAUCAUCGAGAUCCGCAUCGUCGAGUGCCGAGAUGAUGGGAUUGAUGUGCGUCUUCGAGGGGUCAAGAUCAAGUCUUCCAAACAGCGGGAACUAGGGUUGAACGCAGACCUAUUCCAGCCAACCAGUCUAGUGCGAUAUCCACGCCUGGAAGGCACAGACCCGGAAGUUCUGUACCGCAGAGCUGUUCUCCUACAGAGAUUCAUAAAGAUCCUAGACAGUGUCCUGCACCACCUGGUACCUGCCUGGGACCACACACUGGGCACCUUCAGUGAAAUUAAGCAAGUAAAGCAGUUCCUGCUGCUGUCACGCCAGCGGCCAGGCUUGGUGGCCCAGUGUCUGCGUGACUCCGAGAGCAGCAAACCCAGCUUCAUGCCACGCCUGUACAUCAACCGGCGCCUUGCCAUGGAACACCGUGCCUGCCCCCUAAGGGACCCUGCCUGCAAGAAUGCAGUUUUCACUCAGGUUUAUGAAGGCCUCAAGCCCUCUGACAAAUACGAAAAGCCCCUGGACUAUAGGUGGCCUAUGCGCUAUGAUCAGUGGUGGGAGUGUAAAUUCAUUGCAGAAGGCAUCAUUGACCAAGGGGGUGGUUUCCGGGAUAGCCUGGCGGACAUGUCAGAAGAGCUAUGCCCUAGCUCAGCAGACACCCCUGUGCCUCUGCCCUUCUUUGUGCGGACAGCCAACCAGGGCAAUGGCACAGGGGAGGCCCGGGAUAUGUAUGUGCCCAACCCCUCUUGCCGAGACUUCGCCAAGUAUGAGUGGAUCGGACAGCUGAUGGGGGCUGCUCUCCGGGGUAAGGAGUUUCUGGUCCUGGCUCUGCCCGGUUUCGUGUGGAAGCAGCUCUCUGGUGAGGAGGUGAGCUGGAGCAAGGACUUCCCAGCUGUGGACUCUGUGCUGGUGAAGCUCCUGGAAGUGAUGGAAGGAAUGGACAAGGAGACAUUUGAAUUCAAAUUUGGGAAGGAACUAACAUUCACCACUGUACUGAGUGACCAGCAAGUGGUAGAGUUGAUCCCUGGGGGCACAGGCAUUGUGGUGGGAUAUGAGGACCGUACCCAUUUCAUCCAACUGGUGCAGAAGGCACGGCUAGAGGAGAGCAAGGAGCAGCUGGCAGCCAUGCAGGCAGGUCUGCUGAAGGUGGUGCCACAGGCGGUGCUGGACUUGCUGACCUGGCAGGAAUUGGAGAAGAAGGUGUGCGGGGACCCAGAGGUCACUGUGGACGCUCUGCGCAAGCUCACCCGCUUUGAAGACUUCGAGCCAUCUGACACACGGGUGCAGUACUUCUGGGAGGCACUGAACAGCUUCACCAACGAGGACCGGAGCCGCUUUCUGCGCUUUGUCACGGGCCGCAGCCGCCUGCCGGCGCGGAUCUACAUCUACCCAGACAAGCUGGGCUAUGAGACCACAGACGCGCUGCCUGAGUCUUCCACCUGCUCCAGCACCCUCUUCCUACCACACUAUGCCAGCGCCAGGGUGUGUGAGGAGAAGCUCCGCUAUGCUGCGUACAACUGCGUAGCCAUUGACACCGACAUGAGCCCUUGGGAGGAGUGAGACGGCACCAGGGGGCAGCCUCGGACCGGCUGGGGUUUGCCCUACUGUCAUGAGCUGACAUGCUCAGAAAAAGCCAGCGCACACAGCCCCGGUAUGUGGUCGGAGUGCUGGCUGUGUGGGUGACCCUGGUGGCCCAGCCCUGCAGACCCACAAGCCCUAUGUGUGCUGGGGCUUGCUUCCCAAGUUACUUAUCCUCUGUGGAGGGAAGCUUCCACAAGCCCAGCACAAGCUGCCAGGCCUGAGCUACUUGAAGGGGGCCUUCUAGCUCCCCACCCCAUGGAUUUUGCUUUAGUUUUUGGGAGCUCUUUCAUUUUUCUCCAUGUUUUUCUCUGGCUUCCAUCUGGACUAAAAACUAAAAACUCUGGAGCAUGUUAGAGGCCUAGAAGCUCUUUCCCAAACACAGCAGGAGGGAUGCAUAGGGAAUGAUGGUCAUCCUCCUCGGUUGCCUGCCCCAAAAUAAAGGAACAACUGAGCACCCCCUCCCUCACACACUGGUGUUUUUUUCCAUUCCCUCCAUACUCAGGGUGUAAGUUCUGUCCUUCCUCCAUCCUAGUCUCAACUGACAAAGUGCCACCACCUUCCCUGGCUCAGAACCUACAUCCCCACUCAACAUGAAAUCUUCACCACCACACCACAUUGAUCACUUCUGUAUCACCUCCAGCCUGAUUCCCCAUCUGCUAUCUUCAUGCUCAAGAUUUGCACAAGUUAAGGCCAGUUAUAUCUUCUGAAAUCUUUACCCAGCUCCCCUUUACCCACCUCAAAUCAAGCCUAGAUUUUAAACUUGCUUCUGGCCUUACGCAUGUCCCUGCCUCAGCCCUCCUUCCCUUAAGGGCCCCAUGAUGCUCCAUCAGAGAAGGUCCUGCACAUGGGAAAGUUUAAUAAAUGGAUGAAUUCA